This is a messenger RNA of Salvia hispanica, 767 nucleotides long. Its product is annotated as protein PHLOEM PROTEIN 2-LIKE A9-like. NCBI's taxonomy places the organism in Eukaryota, Viridiplantae, Streptophyta, Magnoliopsida, Lamiales, Lamiaceae. The record is from RefSeq and is a predicted model, not a curated record.
UGCUAUAUAAUGAGUAUACAUCUUGCAACAUCAUACUAAAACUCAUUUCUGUCUUAAACUUUGAAUUUCAUCUGAUUUUGAACUAUCUCCACUUUUUCUUCAACAAUUUGUUUGGAUUUUGAAAAUGGCUUCCAACUCAAGCCCACACCAUUCAGGAAACUCUUCACUUAAAUUCCCCAAGGAUGUGAAGACGAUGAUAAUUCCACCUAAGGCUCUCAACAUUGUUUGGGGCAACGACAAUCGAUAUUGGACCGUGCCCGAAAAAGAGGGAUUGCCUGCGCCUGCAGAAUUGCACCAAGUGAGCUGGCUAGAGGUGACAGGAGUCGUGGACGACACGAAUCCCAACAAGAACUGUGAGGUAGGGUUUCGCGUCUCGUUGAAUCCGGACGCGUUCGGGUGGGGGAAGUAUCCGAUCUACAUGAUGAUCAAGAAGGGGAGCAAGAUCUCAUGGACCAAGAUCAACAUAAACCCUAAUCAAAAGGGGGAGUUUGAGAUAAAAGGGAGAUGGAUGAAAGCCGAUCAACAAAGCCAAAACAACGUUAGUGAACGAAAGGUCUUCUUCGGGUUGUACGAAGUUUGGAGUGGAAAGUGGAAGGGAGGCCUCAAGAUUCACUUUGCAUAUGUCAAAGAGUUGCCAUGAACAAACACACACACACACACACACAAAGAAAUAAAGUUUUUUUUGGAACAAAUAAUGUUUGUUUAACAUGAUCAUGAUCUGCAGUGUUCUUCUUGAUGCAAUAAUCGAUUUGGUUAUUUUCUACUUA